Aspergillus tubingensis is the source of this 246-nucleotide messenger RNA. RefSeq lists its product as uncharacterized. The record is from RefSeq and is a predicted model, not a curated record. Bases 1 to 246 code for a protein of 81 amino acids. Lineage: Eukaryota; Fungi; Ascomycota; Eurotiomycetes; Eurotiales; Aspergillaceae. The transcript is spliced from 4 exons.
AUGCGUCUUUUCACUCCAAUUACCCUCCUUGUUACUACUAUUGCUCCAGCCUUGGCUGCAGUGGAUGCCGGCCAAGAUUCAGAUCACAUUUGCAACGCUAAUGAAGAAUGCCGUUAUACUACCGACUACCCGAUGGAGGACUUCAAGCCACCUGCUAAGGAAUGCACAUGUCCCACAGGGUCUGAGUGCACUUUUGAAAAGGAUGAUAUGUGGAAUAGCGCUAUACAAAUAUACUCAUGCCAGUAG